ACACUGUUGGAACUGCAAAAAGAAAUUCUGAAAUUGAUCCGGAAUAAUUCAUUAAGAUAUUUCUGUUGGCAGCCUACACAAGAAGGAUCUUGGAAGCAUGAAGCAUAUUUGUUGUUUCCAGUUCAUUUGGAUGGAACAUUGUUGGACAAUGCUAACACUAUGAAAGCUAAAAAGGAGUUAUUCUCAACCACUGAUGUUCUUCAUAUAUUUAGACAGCUUUGUGCAGGACUCGAGCACAUGCACAAUUUAGAUCCACCAUAUGCUCAUAAUGAUGUCAAGCCUGGUAAUGUCCUCAUAACUCAUGGGAAAGGACAACCACCACUAGCCAUAUUGAUGGAUUUUGGCAGUGCUCGGCCUGCAAGGAGGCAGAUUCAAUCUCGUUCUGAGGCACUACAAUUGCAGGAAUGGGCAUCUGAGCAUUGUUCAGCACCUUUUCGAGCUCCUGAGUUGUGGGAUUGUCCAAGUAAUGUAGAUAUCGAUGAGAGAGCUGAUAUUUGGUCAUUAGGAUGCACUUUAUAUGCGAAAAUGCGACAAUGUUUUUUACCAUGUGAUUUAAGAUUUAUUGGUUUAAGUUUUUGGGUCUUUGUCUCCUGAGAGCUAUAAUAUAAUUUGAUGACAAUGUUGAAUGUUUUAAACUAAUUUGUUGAUUGUU
Molecule: messenger RNA, 652 nt
Organism: Humulus lupulus (European hop)
Lineage: Eukaryota; Viridiplantae; Streptophyta; Magnoliopsida; Rosales; Cannabaceae
Exons: 3
Biological process (GO): protein phosphorylation
Cellular component (GO): cytoplasm
Molecular function (GO): ATP binding; protein serine/threonine kinase activity
Source: RefSeq, a predicted model, not a curated record